Vicia faba (fava bean) is the source of this 381-nucleotide messenger RNA. NCBI's taxonomy places the organism in Eukaryota, Viridiplantae, Streptophyta, Magnoliopsida, Fabales, Fabaceae. The record is from the annotation of a GenBank genome assembly.
AUGAAAUGUGAUGAUGAGAGAAGAAUGAAAUGUGAUGAUGAGAGAAGCGGGAGAUUCUUCUGCAGAAGUCAAGGAUUGUGGUUGAAGAAGAAAGUAGAGGGAAGAGAGAUUUUGUUGAUUUUUGGUGGAUUGAAGAAUGAAUAUGGAGAAUCAAGAUUGGGAGGAAAAAAGUGUCCCCUUACUAUGAAGGUUGAAGAAUCAAUGGUGAUGAAAGUUUUGCAGAGGAAAUCCAAUUACAGAAGAAUUGGAGAAUCCAUCUAUAAGGUAUGUAGCAUGAUGUUGAUCACGAAGUUGACAUGGAUGAUGAUAUUCGUUGCAGCAGGGCAUAACAUGACUUAUCAUAGGGUUUUUUCUCAUGAUGUACAAAUACAGGUCCACUAA